Gamsiella multidivaricata is the source of this 2316-nucleotide messenger RNA. RefSeq lists its product as uncharacterized. The transcript has 2 exons. The coding region runs from base 75 to 2066 and encodes 663 amino acids. Lineage: Eukaryota; Fungi; Mortierellomycota; Mortierellomycetes; Mortierellales; Mortierellaceae. Gene Ontology annotation, biological process: SCF-dependent proteasomal ubiquitin-dependent protein catabolic process. The record is from RefSeq and is a predicted model, not a curated record. Gene Ontology annotation, cellular component: SCF ubiquitin ligase complex.
UAAUCUCUUUCUUUUUCCUUCAUCCCCACUCUCUUUCUUCUCAUCCCCUCAUCCUUCUCACUCCAUUCCACACAAUGUCCCGAAGAAACAGAAACGGUGCUGGCACUACCUACGUCAACAAUGUUCGGGGUCCUACCAGCGCCUUGACCAGCUUUCUAAACGAAAGAGGAAUUCGCCGCGCCAACCCAGCGCCUGCUCCUGCAGUCUCCAACACAGUUGAGCAGCAACAGGAUGAGGAAAAUCAGUCGACACCUACAACACCAUCUUCCUCUCAGACCACUCGCACUGCUCGCCUUACUAGAGGCAGGACUAUCACUACGGCGACCGGUAGUGCUUCCAUCAGCACCUCUCGGUCGGAAUCGAUUGACGCUGUGAAUACCUCAGCCGGCGAUGUUGAAGAGGAGGAAGAGAACGGCGACGAUAACGAUGACGGGGUCGAUCUUGUGCCCAUAUCGCUCUCACUCCGGACUACCCGCUCAACCCGUGUAAGAGUCGCCGUUGCUGCAUCCACAUCUUCGGCCUCGUCUUCCUCUUCCAAGGCGAAGGCCGCCGCAUCCAAAGAUGCUGAUUCUGCUGCAGCAGGCCCAUCAAAGAAGCGCCGCAAGAAGGAUGCUUCUGACGACGAGAACGACGAGGAUUUUCAUGACAUCACUGGCUAUGUCUCCCGGUCGAGCUUCAGUCACAAAGGUCGGAUGCCUCAAGGAUCCAACAGAAUCGAGUUCUGCUCCCGAUGCAGAGCCCGGUUUACCAUCAAGGCUGGCAUUACACCAGCUAUGGAUGAAGAUGAUGGUGGAAUGUUAUGUCCCACGUGCGCUGGUGCCACUGAACCUGCUCUGACUCCCAUUCCAAGAUCCAAGCCUGCUAAGCGUGCUAGAAGGAAGCAACAGAAGGCAGAGAUCGAGAGCCAGGUCCCUUCGCUGCAAGAUCUGUGCAUUCAGAAAAUUGCAAACUACAUUGAGGAUGUAGAGGCAUUCGGAGACAUCAGCGACUUCAGCUUGAACAGAAUCUGCAAGAUUAUCUGUCGGAAUCGAUCUCUGAACCCGAGCACUAUCCAGCUUUUCCUCGAUCCUCGCCAUGUUGAUUUGACUCUGUACGAUUGCACUAACAUCACCGCCGAGGGGUUUCAGAGCAUUGCCCAGUUUUGUCCCAACCUUCGGUCUCUCAAGCUCAAGAUGUGCGGGCGAAUCGACGACAGCGCCAUGGCCUACUAUACGGAACACCUCACCGAUCUCUCUUCGCUCUCGCUUGUAGGCCCAAUCCUGAUUACGGAAGGUGCCUAUAUCAAACUGUUCGAGACUGUGGGCGAGAGGUUCGAGCGGUUCGAAAUUAAGCACGCAGCUAGGUUCUCUCUUAAGGCACUCAAGGCUCUUUGCGAUAACUGUCCCAACCUGACUCACCUGAGGCUCAGUGACCUUAACCAGAUGGACGACGAGUGGAUGGAGCCCAUUUCCAACCUUACAAAGUUGAGAUCGUUACGUCUUCGCAAUCCGGAACAUGAAUGUGUGUCGACAGAGCCUGUAAUGAAACUCCUUCAGGCUGUGGGAUCGGGGCUAGAGGAGUUAGAGCUGAAGGGCUGUAUCGCGCUGGAGGACCGUGUCUUGACCGAUGCCGUACUGCCGAGUUGUGUGCGCCUGGAGAGACUCAACAUUGCGGGCUGCGAGGAGUUCACUACCGAAGGCAUCGUGGCGCUGUUUACGGAGUGGAAGUUGAAUCGCGGGCUGACAUAUCUUAACCUAGAGAACUGUGUCAUGCUCAAGGAUGAGGCACUAGUGGCCAUUGCAGCACAUUCGGGUGCAACGCUUGAGGACUUUGGUAUCAAGGGUUUGGAUGAGCUCACGAAGGAAGGGCUGGCUGCGAUGGAGCAGUGUCUCAACUUAAAGACAUUAGAUGUGAGCUGGUGCCGUGCCAUGGACGACGAUAUGAUGGAGCGACUCUUGGAGUCGUCCCCAAAGCUGGAGAAGAUCAUUGUGUGGGGUGACCAUCGAUUGACAGAAUGCUGUCCCAGCAGGAAGGGGCUAAAAGUUGUUGGUCGUGAAGGUGAUUACAUGGACCUGAGAUUCAUGUAGGGCGCACACAUCCUAUGUCUCAAUAGACUGCAAAACAAAGAAGAGAAUACAUCCAAUUGUGAAUGGGAAGAAUAUAAUCUCACCCCCCCGUAAGAUUUUAUUCUUACACCCCCCGUGAGAUUAUCCAAAGCACAUAGUGAAAUUUUAUUCUCACACCCCCCGUAAGAGCUUUAAUCUUACACCCUGUUAUUCUAUAGCGAAACAAAGAUAAUCUCACGGGCAUAUAAAAGAGGCUUUAUGAUCAAUACCU